UCCACCAAGCGACACCAAUAAUUUUUUAUUAAUAUAUAUAAUAGUGUAUUAUUUUUAUCGAAUACAUUGGUCAAGUUUUUAAUUCUCCCGCAGCGAAGCACAAGCCCCAAACCUGUAUUUAAAAUCAAAUUGCUUGAUGGAACCACGUGUCUUAACUUCAUCAGUCCUUGACUUCAAAUCAAGGCACUGCAAUACAAUUCCUUGAUCUACGUGAUAAAAUCCUAACAGCUAGUCUGCUACCAGACUGUUCUUCACUCUUCAGUAAACUAAUCAUCGUGUUCGUCAGUUUAAUCAAUCACCAUUAACCCAUAAUUAACCUCCUAAACCUCCCCUGUAAAACCCCAACAUCCAUAACAAGCUCCAUUUCCCACCAAAAUCACGUGUAACUAACUCCACCUAUGCCAUAAUGCCAAUCCCUUCCCUCUCCCUCCUCCGCCACCGCACUCCCACCUUCCUCCGCCACAUAACCACCUUCAGCCACCACCAAAACCACCACUCUCUCCUUAUCACCUCAUCCAAACACCAAAACCAGCCCAAUCUCUCCAGAAAACCUCCACCGAACAACAACCUCCUCAAAGCCAAACAAAUCCUAAAUUCCAAAAAAGACUUCUCCACUCUCUCUCCGAUCCUCUCCCCUAACCACACCCCUGCCGAGCUCUCCGAUUCUCAAGCCAUCGGCACCGUCGCCGCCUCCCAAGCGAACUUUAUGCGCGUGAUUGUCACCGCCGGACCUUCUAGAAGUAGAGAGAUAGAAGAUUCUAGUAAAAAUGGAAGUGAAUUGCUAUGCGUGGUUCGGGCGGUGUUGAAGAAGAUAAAACGGAGAGUUUUGGUGGGUGAUAAGGUGGUGGUUGGGUCAAUUGACUGGGUAGAUAGGAGAGGAAUGAUUGAGAAUGUUUUUCAACGGAGUUCGGAGAUUUUAGACCCUCCUGUAGCGAAUGUAGAUCAUUUGUUGGUUCUUUUUUCGCUUGAGCAGCCGCGGUUGGAUUCAUUUGUGUUGACGAGGUUUUUGAUUGAGGCUGAAUCAACUGGGAUUCCGAUAACGCUCGCAUUAAAUAAAGUGGAACUUGUUGAUCAAGAGGUGUUGAGUGAUUGGAACUCUAGGUUGAGAAGUUGGGGUUAUGAGCCACUCUUUUGCAGUGUUGAUUCGAAAAUGGGGCUUGAUACUUUGGCUUCUGUUUUGAGAGAUCAAACGACAGUGAUUUUGGGUCCUAGUGGAGUUGGGAAAUCUAGCUUGAUUAAUGCUUUGAGGAAUAAACCCAAUUCCCAUGAUGAAGCAGAUAAUUGGUUUGAUCCUAUAAUGGGUAGCAAGUGGUUUGAAGACCAGCGUGUUGGGGAAGUUUCGACGAGAAAUGGUAGAGGGAAGCACACUACACGUAAUGUUUCUUUGCUUCCACUCGGUGGAGGAGGUUAUGUCGCUGAUACUCCUGGGUUUAGCCAGCCUAGUUUGUUGAAAGUAACAAAGCAAUCUCUUGCACAGUAUUUUCCUGAGAUAAGGACAGUGCUUAGUGUCAAUGAACCGGCUAAAUGCACAUUCAAAGAUUGCUUGCAUGUUGGCGAACCUGGGUGCAUAGUGAAAGGGGAUUGGGAAAGGUAUCCCUUGUAUUUUCAGCUUCUUGAUGAGAUCAAAAUCAGGGAGGAAUUUCAGUUAAGGACAUUUGGAACCAAAAGGGAGGAUAACGUAAGGUACAAGGCUGGAGACAUGGGUGUCCAGCAAGAAGAACCACGCCUGGAGCCCAAGAAGCAUAGAAGACAGUCUCGAAAAAGGAUUAACCAAUCAAUACUUGAUGAGUUGAAUGAACUUGCCAAUGACGAGGAUUUAUUCGAUGACCCUGUCUUGAGGGCACACAAGAACGGUAACUUUUAGGAAGUUUCAACUGGGGUCCUAGCUACACUGUAAAUAACUGGGGACCUUCCUAUGCUGACUGCAUUUUACUUCACUUUGUAUAUAGGGUUUUCAAGGGUAUAAAAAUAUUAUACUGCUAUAAAAACAAUUUUCUUAGAACAUGCAAUGCAGAUAUAAUAAAGCAGUCGUGUGUGUCUGUGAUUAUUAGAAUUCGAGGAUCGUCUGCCAGUAAUGAUACUGGAUUCAAGAUUUUUAUUGUGUUCUCAUCUUUAUAAAUUGGUGGUAGAUGCUUUAUGCUUUAUGCUUUUUGCACGAAGACUAUUAUUAAAUGGUGUUUUGUGCGAAUCACGGCUGUCACCACCAUGGUCGAGCCUGUCUUAGAAAAGGGCUAUAUAUGAGUAACAAUUUUGAUUUAUUAUAUUUAUUUGAAAUGAUGUUUGAGUUUAUUUUUUUAAUUCCUUAGUUACAAGAUAAUUAGAUUGUGUAUCAAUUUAUAAGUUGAUUAAUUUUAGACCGCUAAAUUUUUCAAAUAAACAUGUAAAACCAAGUUGGAUUUCACAAUCAUUAUGUCAAGAGUUUUAGAUAAUGUUUGAUAUUAUUGUAGUAAUUAUUUUUUAAAAUGUUUUUUAUUUAAAAAAUUUAUUUUUGAUAUCAAAAUAAUUUAAAAAUUUUAAAAAUUAAUUUAAAAAAAUAUUUAUUUUUUUAAAAUAUUUUUUGAAUCGCUUACUAAAUGUCAUCUUAGAGGAAAGGGUUGGUGUCUAGCUGUCCAAAUUAAACAUGCGCCAGAAAACAGCCAGAAGGGUGAGGGGCACAAAUCCCCACUUUUAACAUCCCAUGGUGAUAACUAUUAAUCCUAAUCGUAAAAUAACUAAAGUUGAGAAAAAGGAAUAAUGGGCCAGCAAGUUAAUGCUUCAAGCAUAUGCUUGGAAGAUCCCCUCUCACGUAGUCUACUUUUGUUUGCCUUCAAAAUUCAACCAUCUCUUCUUCAUUCAUUCUCCUUGAAAAAUCCUUCAUGGGCUCCAUUAGAUGUCCACUGCAAGAAAUUCUGAUGAUGGGAAAGAUCAGCAAGAUCAGCAGUGAUGAUGAAGGUGAUGAAGAUUGGAUUCAUCAAGACAUGCAAAAAUGGUAGCACUUUUUUGUAUCAAGUUUGGGCAACUGAGGAUCCUUUGGCAGUGCAUCUAGAAUGAGAUGCUUAUGGCUCAAGCAUACAUGUCACCAGUUAUAUAGGGCUGGUUGUGUAAGAAAAGAAGAGUUUUUCAGUUCCUUUCUUUCCUUUUCUUAAUGUCUGAAUACUGAGCUCUUAUAAUCAAAUGUUAUUGCAGCAGCUCCUACUAGAUAGAGCUUGUUAA
This is a messenger RNA of Populus trichocarpa (black cottonwood), 3192 nucleotides long. RefSeq names its product small ribosomal subunit biogenesis GTPase RsgA 1, mitochondrial. The coding region runs from base 407 to 1864 and encodes 485 amino acids. Lineage: Eukaryota; Viridiplantae; Streptophyta; Magnoliopsida; Malpighiales; Salicaceae. Gene Ontology annotation, molecular function: GTPase activity; GTP binding. The record is from RefSeq and is a predicted model, not a curated record. The transcript has 5 exons.